Messenger RNA from Adineta ricciae, 864 nucleotides. The record is from the annotation of a GenBank genome assembly. NCBI's taxonomy places the organism in Eukaryota, Metazoa, Rotifera, Eurotatoria, Adinetida, Adinetidae.
AUGCCACCGUCGUUGCCACAUCGAACGAAUUGGUUAGACUAUGACGUUGAUACACCAUUGACUGCGAAAGGUUUAUCUCAAUCAUGGAAUGUGGGCAGUGUUCUUCAUAGAUACAAUUUACCGGUAACAGCUUGUUAUUCUUCACCAGCUUUUCGUAGUAUUCAAACAGCCGAUCGCAUACUGGAAGGCAUGGGUCGAAAAGGACAUGUGGCAUUACGGCUCGAACUUGGUCUCUUUGAAUGUACAUCUUGGUAUGCACGAUCACCGAUUAAUUUUAUGCCCGAUUCGGAGUUAAUCAACGGCGGUUACAAUAUCGAUACACGUUAUCGUUCACAAAUGAGCGAUCUUCGAUUGUUAGAAAAUGAAUAUCAGUAUUAUGAUCGAUCAAAAGAAACAAUGAAGAAGAUUAUCAAACUACAUCGAAAAACAGGUGGAACUGUUUUACUUGUUGCACACGCGCCUAGUCUUGAAGUACUCACACGUCAUUUAAUGAAUGGACAACCGAGACCUGAACGUUUAGCCGAACUUGCAGGUAAAGUGGACUUUUGCAGUAUGACUGUUGUGGAAAGAGAAUCGACGGCAAAGCCAUGGCAAUUUCGAUAUUCACUUGACGAACAAGCUAACCAAGGCAUCUGGCAACAACAGUUACAAUUACAACAUUCAAAUAGUGCUGUGAUCGCGCCGAAAAAUCAAAGCUCGACACCAGCAGUAUCAACAGCAGCACCAGCACCGGCACCGGCGACACCAUCCAUCUACCAGCCACCAGUUACAUUUACGAAUUACUUAGCAAAACCAGCCAAUUCAGCUCAGCAGUUUUAUCUUUAUCCACAACAAGAAGCUUUUCCACCUUAUUUUGUUUUAUAA